Molecule: messenger RNA, 12781 nt
Organism: Cyprinus carpio (common carp)
Lineage: Eukaryota; Metazoa; Chordata; Actinopteri; Cypriniformes; Cyprinidae
Biological process (GO): regulation of RNA splicing; peripheral nervous system myelin maintenance
Cellular component (GO): nucleus; cytoplasm
Molecular function (GO): protein binding
Source: RefSeq, a predicted model, not a curated record
CAUAACCCUAUAUCAGACAAAACUAUUUAUGAGAAGUUUGUGAAUGUCAGCCAGCUCAGGUACACAGCUGCUCUUAAACACAUUAGUCUAGUCACCUGACAUACCGCAUCCUCAGGUCCCCUUCUGUCACCCAGCAGACAUGAAAACAUGUACUGUGUGGUGUCAAAUCCAAUAACACAUCUCUGCCGCAUGCCUAUAAAACUGGAAUGUUUUUCUUAUGUUGUAAACCAAUCAGCUGUCAGAUGGUCCAGAGCGUCAAUUGGUCAAAAGUGAUCAGAAUGGUGGAGUGAGAUGCUUAGAAGGAGGGAUUUGCAUUGUUUAGGACAGCCCCCCGUCCCAAGUCAGCCAUACCCCCUUUAAUUGUUUUUGCGCGCUAGAGAGACCGAGUUUAUUCUGGCAGGGUAGAGAUUGCAGCCUCACUCCUGUGAAGUACCAACUAGUGUGGAUGGAGCACGACAUCUCUCUCCGUCCCUUCCUCGCAUGCCAAGUCAGACUGACUUUAUCUCCAUUCACCGGGUCCGACUUUAUUUUGUCCUCAGCAUCUGGAGUGACUGACUGAGAGGAAAAAGGAAGAAGCAGGUUCUUCAGCCUCGGAGGAAGAGAGCGGGGCUUCCCAAAACAGUGCGUCACCAGGGACCAGUAUUGACUGCCUGGACAAGACGCCCAGAAGACAGCCACCAUGUGUGACUGUUUUCACCUGCCAUUUCCCAACUGGCAUGCAUCAGCCGCGGGAGAAGGGCGAAGGCUGAAGGGACCAGAACAAGACACAGAUGAUGAUUUAGUAUGUGAGGAGCCUGAAGUUUUAGAGGAGGAAAGACCUCGUCCUCAGGGUUCCUCUCCUGUUGAGGAAUUCCCCACCACAGAGAAAUACGCAAAACAGGCUGAAGGUGAUUUCUAUGACUCACCCACCAAGAGUUCCAAGAAAAGCAAAAGGACUGGUUUCAGCUCGCUGUUUGACAAGCGUUCCUCUGCCAAGAUGAAUCAAACAGAGGAUAUGCAAAGUGAUCAGUCAGAAAUAAUAGUGAAAACUGUAAAAGAAGUCUGUGCUGAGGGUUUGGUUGUAAGUGGAGGAAAGGAUGGCAUUUUCAUCAAGGAAGUAAAACCAGAGUCGCCUGCCUCAAAGCUUCUAAGUAUGAAAGAAGGUGAUCAAAUACUUAGUGCUACAGUAUACUUUGAUAAUGUGUCAUAUGAAGAUGCCCUCCAGAUUCUUGAGCAUGCUCAACCAUAUAAAAUGGCAUUCUGUCUAAAACGCAAACCACCUCCAAGAACCCAGGAAGAUGCUGAGGCGGAGAGGCCAGAUAUAUCCAUUGGCGAGGAGGCUGAACAAGUAGAGGAAGGUAGUGGACCAGAGAUGAGAGGUCGAAGAAAGUCAAAAAAGCAAUAUGAUCGCAUCUCUUGGCCCAAAUUCCCUACCUUUAGCAAAGGUCGCGGGGUGAAUUUUAAAAGAUCUCACAGCACGUCAGAAGCAGAGGAACAGAGAAAAUUAGAGAUAAGUCCGACAACAAGUGACACAGAGUCUCCUCUUAAGUCUCCAUUAAAAUCCCCAGAUGGAAAAGACAAGAAAAAGAAGCAUAAAAUGAAACCUAAGAAGCGUAUGCCAGGCCGCAGGAGCAAAUCUGUUGAAGAAACCCAAGAAAACGAAGAGGCUCUUGCAACAGACAAUAUGCAGGUCUUGGACAAUGAAAUUAUUAUGAAUAUAGUUGAAGAGCAAGUGCCAAUGACUAAUGUGAUAGAGAGUCCUAAAAUAUUGAAUGAGGCUAAAAAUAUUGACUCAACCAAAACAGGAAAUGAAUAUACAUUCCCGACUUUGCCAGCGACUGAAUCACUGCAUAAAGCUGAGCUCAUCAGUGUGGACACCACAUUAAAGACUACUGAUAUUACAGUCACUCUUGGAGAUGAUGGCAAAGAAAGGAGAGAGCAAUCAGAACUGAGGGUUAGCAUUCCAGGAAAGGAUAAAUGUGAAAUAGAAACAGAGAGCCAAUUAAAAUCCUCCACAAGUGGAAUGAGAACUUUGGAUCCAUCAACAUUCGACAAUAUUUUGGACAGUCCUAAUAUUAUAUCACAAAUGGAACCAGUUGGACAUCAAGUGGAUUCCGAGAGCAAACCAAUAAAUCAAGACAUUUUAGAAAAGACCCAAGAGUCAGGAAAAACAGACAUGACCAUUCCUAAAAUUGAUGUUUCUCUUGACAUGCCAGAGGUAGGACCAAUAAGCAAAUCACCAAGAAUUGGCAGCGACAAGGAAAAGAAAGAAAGAAACAUUCUAGAAACAGAAAGUUAUGGGAUUCGAACCAGAGGACCAUUGGCAGACAUAGCCACAUCAAAGAGUCAUUUUUCAAAUGCAGUAAACAAACUAGAUUUUACAUCAGACACUUUCACUUUUGAGAUUCAAACAAGAGAGGAUAUGCCCUCAACAGACACAAAGAAACCAAUCACUCCAACACCUGUUAUAUCCCAGCCAAAAUCACAUGCUCUGGAUGUGGACAGAAGCAGGAAGAGUACUGGAGGUAGCACGGACAUUGAAUCAACUUUUAAACUGCCUAAAGUGGAUGUCUCUGAAUUCGACCACCAAGAAUCAAUCACUGUAAGACAGAAAGACUCAACCAAAGAGCCUCUCCUGAAACGAGAGGAAAUUGAAAUUCCUGGCAUGGAGGACAUAGGAUCAAAAGCCAAGGUUAAGUCUCCUAGAAUUAAAGAACAAAAAGUUGAGAAUAUAAUAAAAAUCUCAAAAGCAGGGAAAAAGAAAGCUCAGGCGGAAGCAGAAGAGUUUAAUGUUGAGGAUGUGAAGGAUGCAGUAUCAAAAUUCCCUGCCUUCAAAUUACCUGAGAGAGACAUCACUGGAGUCCUUGUACAGAGAGAGGUCACAAUCAUGGAAAUGAAGUCAGACAAGACUGGCAUGUCACCUAAAGGUUCCCCUUGUAAAAUUUCGAGCAUGAGCACAGAAAUAAACAUUAAGUUGCCUGACACAAUGGAUAAAGAAAAGCAGGGACUUUCUCCUGUUGCUACAAAAGAUCAAGCCUUCAUAUUACCAAAAACUGAACAAUUGCAUUUUGAUGAAAUGGUUAUAAUUGAGAGCAAAACAGACCUAUCAAAAAUUAAACUUGCUGACCACCAACCCAAAACUGGCAAAAUGUUAGCAAGGGAUGAUAAGAUAAGUACAUCUCUAGAUGUAAAAUUCAAACUUCCAAAGCGCGAAGACAUUGAAAUACCAGGAAUGGAAGCCAUUGAACAAUCAGUUCAACCAACAAAAAUCAUAAUAGCCAAAGAUACAAAAACUCAAGACGGGGCUGUGAAAGACUAUACUGAUGCAGAUAUCAAAGCUGACAAAAAUGUGCAUGAAAAGAAAUCAAAGGUAUCGAUGCCAAGUUUUGGAAUCAUGACACCUGACAUUCACUUCCCAGGUAUUGUGACUGAAUUACCAAUAAAGGCCACAUCACCUAAAAGUGAUAGUGGCACAGUCAAAGAGAGGACAACUGAAGCAAAAAUAUCUCUUGAUGAAAGCUGUCCACCUGAGCAUGAAACUAAAAAAGCACAUGAUAUAGAGGGUGAUCAAAUGUUCCAUCAUGAUGUUUUCACUGCUAUUGUUAAGGAAACCUCAAAACAAGAUGUUGAAGCAGAACUGAAGGCUGAAAUCAAAAGCAAAGGCAUAGACUCCUCUCCACAAAAAAAGAAACUGUCUAAAUUAAAAAUGGGAAAAACUGGAGGGAAAUCUAAGAAAGGAACAGCUGAAGUCACUACAAAAGAGGAUGUUACAGUGCAAGAGGUUGUAUUAGAUUCUGAGGAGAGAACAAUUGAGACUGAUCCCAAAGCAUAUAGUGUAGAAACAGACAAAAAUUGGAGUAAAUUAAAAAUGCCAAGCAUACAUGUUUCUGUUCCCAAAAUAAAAAUGGCAGAGGGAAAAUCAAAGCAGGAAGAAACUGGGCUCUCAAAGCCCAAAGCUGUUGAAGCCAUUGAGGAUGCUCAAGAGGAGAGUGGAUCUAGACUGAUCAAGUUUGGUAUCUCAAUGCCAAAAGAGAAGACAGAAGAAGGUGGCCUAUUACCAGAUGAAUCUGAAAAAUCCAUCAUCAAGGUUAGUGGAAAAACUGAAGUGGAGCCAUCUGAACUUCCACAAGCUGAAAUAAAAGAAGCAGAGUCUAAAAUUAAGAAAAGGAAAAUAUCAUUUCCCAAAUUUGGAUUCUCUAAAUCAGAUACUAAAGUAUGUGAUGCUAACAUAACUCUCCCAGCCGCACAAAGCUCUUUACAUGAUGCUGAUGGGACAGAACUAGAUGUUGAAAGUAAGACCACAGAUGUAGAGGCUGAGUUCAAGGAUUCAACAGAUUCUCCCACAAAAUUUAAACUUCCCACAAUUAAAUUUCCAAAAUUUGGAGUCUCAUUUCCCAAGACAACUGAUGCUGGGGGUGAUAUUCAAAUGCCUGAUGUCAGCACAGAUGAAGCUAAACUACCUGUAGAAGCAACAGCACUUUCUGGCAAGAAAGGCAUGGAAAUGACUGUCAGUGUAUCCAAACCUGAAGCUGACUUGUCUCUACCCGAAGGAAAGGCAGAAAUCAAAGGUUUUCAGAAAAAGGAAAUAAAAUCAUCAGAAGAAAUUUCAUUUUCUAAACCAGAUAUUGAUUCUAGCCUGGCUGGCCAUGAUGCUGAAGAAAUUCCAGUUGUUGCAUUUUCAAAACAAGACAUCAAAGCUGCAGGUGUUGAUGUUAGUCUUCCACAGGUUGAUUUAUCAAUUCCAGAAGGUUUUGUUGAAAUAAAAAAGCCUGGUGUGAACGUCACAAUUUCGAAGGAUGAGGCUGAACAUAAAGAUCUAACAAAUGCUGGUACACCAGUAAAGUUUAAACUUCCCUCUAUCAGCUUACCAAAGUUUGGUGGAAAAUCAUCUAAGGUAGUGAAAGACAUGCCAUUUGUGGAUAUAGAUAUUGAAGAACCUGAUGAAAGCCUUCCAGAAACACAGAUAAGCAUGAAACUAAAAGCUGAUGCACCAACAGGUGAUAUCAAGGAUUCUUUUGAGACUACGGAAGGUCAAUUUGUUAGUGUAGAUAUGAAGGUUGAAGAAACAAAGCUCAAAGAACAAGCGUUUACUGUUACACUGCCUAAAUUUGGCCUUAGCCUCCCAACGGUUGAAGCCCACAAGCCAACUGAUAGUGUGGAUAAAGAAGAAUCAACUAUAGACCCCAGAGAAUCAAAUGCAGAGUCUGAUCAGGCUGAAAAAGAUCCAAGAUCUCCAACAAAAUUUAAACGUCCUAAAAUUAAAUUCCCAAAAGUUGGUGUCUCAUUUCCAAAAUCAACAGAUGCAGUCUCUGACAAUCAAAUGCCUGAAGUCACCAAAGAUGAACCUACCAUAGAAAUUAAAGCACUAGAAACCGAGCUGCCUACAGAGUUGCCAUCAUUACCUGAAAUGAAAACCCCACAUAUUAUUCUCAGUGUUUCCAAACCCGAAGUUGAUGCAUCUACCAUAGAGAUGGAAAAGGCUACUGAUGAACACUCUGAAAAGAAAAAAGAAAAGGUAUUGUCUCCAGAUUAUGUAUUUUCUAAACCAGAGGUUAAGAUGAGCCCUGCAGGCCAUGAUCUUGAUCAAAAGACAGCUAUAGAAGAUUUGAAAGUGCAAGCCAGUAAUCUUGAGGCAGAAGUCAACCUUCCUUCAGGUUCAGUAGAUGAAGUCAUCCUGGAGGCUAAAGAAAAGGAGAGUGAAUUCAAACUUAAAAAACAUAAAAUAUCUUUUCCGAAAUUUGGCUUUUACAAAUCUGACACUAAGAUCCCUGAUGCUGACACCAGUCUUCAAAAAGAAGGAAUAUCUGUGCCUGACACUGUGAUCAAAGAGACUGAAAUGACCUUUCCUGCUCCAGAGGUUGAAGUCCAGUUGAAAAACAAAAGUACUUCUGGUUCUCCAUCGAAAUUCAAACUUCCAACAAUUUCUCUGCCUAAAUUUGAUAUUUCCAUUUCAAAGACUGGAGAAGAAUCUGUUGCAAAAGCUGAGGAUGAUGCACAGUCAGAAAUAAAGGCAGCAUCAGCAGUUGCAUCACAGGAUAAAGAUACAGGAUCACAAGAUACAGAACCGUCUAAGUCAACUUUAGAAACCCUACCGGUGGAUGCUGAAAUUAAAACUAAAGAUACUGAUCCUAGUAGUCAAGGGAGUCGAUUUAUGAUGCCCAAAUUUGAAUUUUUAUUUCCAAAGGUAAAGGGACCAGAAUUUAAAAAGAGUGCAUCAGGAACAGAUGCAGAAAAAUCAGAGGUUCCACUGAAACAUGACAAGGAGAGUGCUGAAGGAAAAGCAGACAUACCUGAAGCAUCUGUGGAAAUGGAGGCAACGUUUAAAAUGCCCAAAAUGCCAAGCUCAGAGCAUGAAUUUUCUGAACAAGUCAUUAAAGCUCCAGAGAUUAAUAUUGAGAGGGGUGAUACAUCUAUGGCAGUAGGUGAAGUGGAUGUGAAUCUUGAGAACUUGAAAAUUCAGACAACAGAGAUGUUAAAAGAUGAUUCAACCAUGGGAGGGUCACAGAUCAAAUUCAAACUUCCUACUUUCAAACUACCCAAAUUCAGAAGUUCAUCUACCAAAGAAAAAGUUGAAAUAAUGGAUUUGAGGGGUGAGGAAAUUACUUUGGAGACUGAAGAUUUAAUCACAUCAGUAGAACCAUUAGAUGUCAAAAUUGACUCUAAUGUGCCCAGUCAAGAGCUGAGGAAACCCUCAAUCAGUGCUGACAAGACAAAGGUAGAUAGUGGAGAUCAAUAUACCCUGUCACUUACAGAGGCCAGAAUAUCAAAGGCAGAAGGCUAUAUUUCUUUACCAGAGGCAAAACUUGGGGAACCAUCAACUAAAGCAGAAGUAUCACAAGCCACAUUAGAAAGCAAAAUUGAUCAAAAAGUUGACUUAAAAGACACAGGUAUGAAAAUGAAAAGACCAGGCUUUUCACUUCCUAAAUUUGGAUUUUCUAAACCAGAUAUCAAGGCCCCAGAGAUUGAUGUCAGUCUUGCACAAGUUGAUAUCUCCAAACCAGAAAGUGAUCUGAAAAUAAAAGAACAAAUUAUGAAUAUCACAGUGUCAAAUGUUGAGGAUGAUCAAAAAGAUAUCGGUGCCACAGCAAAAUUUCAACUCCCCUCAAUUAACAUCCCAAAGAUUGGAGGACAAGCUAUGAAGGAAGAGAAAACUAUUCCAAUUGUAGAUAUAGCUAUUAAAGGACCUGAAGUGACUGGUUCAGAUACACAAAUAAAAAUAUCAGGUGAAGCCCCAUCAGUAGAUAUGAAGGGACCUCAUCUAGCCACAGAGGGUCAGUCUGUAAGUGUUGAUUUAAAUGUUGAAGAUGCUGAACUUGGAGAACAGGGGGGAAAGUUUAAGAUGCCAAAGUUUGGUAUUGGCCUUCCUAAGGUAAAAGGGUUUGAUUUAAGUACAUCCAAGAAAGAUGAUAUAACUGAAGGACAACAAAUUCAUAUAAAAAAGCCAGAGAUAACAUCUGAGGAGAUGGUUCAACCACCAGAACAAGAUUUGAAAUGUCUAGAUGUGCAGAUGAAGACAUCACCUGAAUUUGGGUUUUCAAAACCAGAAGUAAAAUCCCCUGAAGCUGGUGUAAGUAUUCAAAAAACGAAUAUCCCCAUAGAAGGCAGUAUGGACCUAGAAGAAGCAAAUGUGGAUAUUAAAGUGUCAAAGAUGGAAUCUGACCAAAAAGGUUCAACAAUUUUUGGAUCUCCAACAAAGUUUAAACUCCCGUCAAUUAGUCUCCCGAAAUUUGGUGUUAAAUCACAGAAAGUAGCAUCAGACAUUACUGUGGCAGAUUCAGAGCUAGAGGGAACACAUAUAAAAACCGACAUUUCUAAACCUGAUGUGAAAUCAGAAGUACAGCCACCCAAAACUGAAGCUGAAGUUGAAGGGGGUGUAGAUAUGCCUGAGGUUGAUUCCAAAGAACUGCAAGUAAAAGUGAAGAGACCAAGCUUUUCAUUCCCCAAGUUUGGGUUUUCUAAACCAGAUACAGCAACUCCAGAAGUUAAUAUCAGUAUACCAAAGGCUGAAGUAUCCAUACCAGAGGUCAAUGUACCUGUUAAAGAACAAACAGCACAAGUCACACUUCCAGGAGGAGAGGCUGAACAGAAAGAUAUAACGAUUGUUAGUUCCCCAACCAAAUUUAAACUGCCAGAAGUUAACCUGCCAAAAUUUGGAGUCAAAACUUCAAAGGGUACAGUAAGUUUACCAUCAGCAGAUAAGGACAUGAAGGUGUCAUGUCAAAUACAAAAAGCUGACUUAGAUGUAAAAGAAAUAGAGACUGAUAUACAUGCCACAAAAGGAGAAACUGAUGUUCAUCUAGCAGAAGGAAAAGUAAUACUACCCAAACCUGAUGUUGACGUUCAAGACAUAUCCAUUGAAGGCAAGGCAGAUAUGCCUGAAGUUGACUUGAAAGGGCAUGCUGUGAAAUUGAAGAAGCCAAGCUUUUCACUACCAAAAUUUGGUUUUUCAAAGACAGAAAUUAAGGGGCAAGAUGUCGAUGCCAGUCAACUAAAGGCAGAUAUGUAUAUGCAGGAGCACAACAUACCUGUUGUAGACAAAGAUGCAGAAAUCACCAUCACAGAAGAAGUGAAAUUACAAGGAGAUACGACAACUCAGACAAAAUUUAAGAUGCCCUCUAUCAACCUUCCAAAGUUUGGACUCAAAUAUCCAAAAGCUACAGUUGAUAUUCCAGCAGUUGAAGUAGAUGUCAAAGAACCUGAAAUCAGUUUCCCAGAAAAAGGAGAGGUGCAAACCACUGACACAGAAACAAACAUAGAUAUUAAAGGGCCAUCUGUUGAUGUGGACAUUAAGGUCAAGGGGAUUGAUCAUGAUGAUGGGAUGGGGAGUAAGUUCAAACUGCCAAAAUUUGGAAUUGGCAUGCCAAAAGUAAAGGAGAUAGAGAUGGAGGGUAAAGAAAUAAACAUAGAGACUGGCCUGCUAUGUGAAGAAAAUGUAAAUGUACAACAGCCUGGUGUUGAAAUUCAAAAUGUGACCAUUGAGGGGAAAACAGAUAAAGCUGAUGUUGACUCCAAAGGGCUAAAAGUGAAACUUCCCAAAUUGGGAUUUUCAAAACCAGACCUUAAGGCUCCUGAAGUUGAUGUGAGUUUACCCAAAGCUGACAUGGGCACAUCAGUGGGAAAUGUUGAUGUUUCAAAGCAGUCUGCAGACAUUAAACCAGAACAAGAUCCUUAUUUGAAGGAGGACACUUUUGGCUCUCCAACAAGAUUUAAACUUCCAACAAUCAGUUUCCCAAAAUUUGGAACCAAAGCAUCAAAGGAUACAGUUGAUAUACCUACGGCACAUGUGGACAUUAAAGUUCCUGAAGUAAACCUUCCAGAUACGAAGUUUAACAUGUCAGGAGAAGUGUCAAGUGUUGAAACGAAGGAGCCAACAGUAGAAGAUCCAUCCGUUGAGAUAAACAUUAAGGGAGAUGAUAUAAAGCAACAAGAGGGCAAAUUUAAGCUUCCAAAAUUUGGGAUUGCUCUUCCAACAAUUAAAGGUCCAGACAGUGACCAAGGGCUUAAGAAUGCUCAGACUGAAACCGAAGUGAAAAUGUCAGGGGAUGUACUAUCUAUAGACAAGAAAGAGCUAAAGUUACCCAAAGGAUCAGUGGAUGUGGAGGCAAAAGGUGCUGAACUUGAAGUAGAAGAAAGUAAAAUCAAACUACCACAGUUUGAAAUUUCUCUACAAUCAUCGAAAAGUCCAGAAUUGGACAUAACUGUUUCAAAAGCAGAGGUUUCUAAAACUGAGGUAAAAGAAGCUGGUACAGAAAAAGAUGUUGUGGUUGAGGAACCAGCAGAUUUAACUGAUAUGAGUUCUAAGGGACUUAGUGUAAAAAUGAAGAAACCAAGCUUUGGAUUUCCAAAUUUUGGAUUUUCAAAAUCAGAUGGCAAGGCCCAAGAUAUUCAAGCCAGUGAAACGACAGCAGAUAUAUCCUUGCCAGGGGACAAUACUGAAAUAGGAGAAAGUGAAAGAGAGGGCAAAACCGAAAUAACAGGUGCACAAUUUGGCUCGCCAACAAAAUUCAAAUUCCCAACAAUAAAAUUACCCAAAUUUGGACUCUCCACUCCAAAGGUCCCUAGUGAUGCAGCAAAGGCUGAUUCUGAAACCAAGGAAAUGAAAGUUAGUUCAGUGGAUUAUGAGAUAGAGACAUCAAAGGUGGAUCCAUCAGUUGACAUCAAAGCCAAAACUGCAGAGACUGAAACCCCAUCUAUUGAUAUUAAUAUAAAAGAAAAGGAGCUUAAUCAAGAGGGACAGGAAACUCAAUUUAAACUUCCAAAAUUUGGGAUUUCAUUGCCCAAAGUAAAAGAUCCUGAGGUGACAGUAAAUGCAAAAGAGUUAAAGACAACUGGAAUUGGGAUCCCUGAACCAGAAAGCAAGAUGCAAGCAGAAGAUGCAAUUCUCCCAGAAGUAGACAUGGCUCUAGAAGAAAGUUCCAGUCUUGAAAAACAAGAGGUAGAGACUGAGUUGAAAGAUGAUACAGUUGUUUCAGGUUCUCCAAGUAAAUUCAAACUGCCUACUUUUAAAAUGCCCAAAUUUGGAAUUUCAACUCAAAAAGCAUCUGAUCCAAAAUUAAAAGAAGCAGAAGUAGAUGUACCAGACAGUAACACUGACCUAAAUAUCGAAGACAAGCCUGUACAAGUGUCUAAAGAAAUACAAAGAGAGGGUGAAAUAAAAGAAGCCACUGAACAGCUUCCAGACACUGCUGCUAAAAAACUGGAUGGGGACAAAGGCUCCCCAAGUAAAUUCAAGUUUCCUACAAUAAAAAUGCCAAAGAUCAGCAUUUCAAGAACAAAAUCUCAGGAAGGAGAAGAUGACACAACUACCAAAGCGAAUGCUCCAGAUGCUAAAACAGAAACCAAAGAUGAUACACAAGAGCCUGGAAAAUCACCCAAAUUUACAAUGCCUACACUUGAGGAUGUCCUCAGGGGCUUUGAGGUUGAAUUUAAUGUUCCAACAAUAGAGGAAAUGGAAGCACAAAAGGACAAACCAUCUGUUAAGCAAGAUCAGGAGGCUGAAGCCAAAGUUGAGGAAACAGCAGAAUAUAAGGACAAAGGAGCUCAGGAGAAAUCAAAGUUUAAAUUUAAAUUUCCAAAAUUAGGAUUCAGCCAGUCUUCAGAUGAAAGCAAUAAGUUGGUUGAUGCUAAGACUGAAGAAAGUGAAAAGCAUUUGGAGUCUUCAGCAGAUCAGAAAGCAACUGUUAGCAAAGAACAAGCAAAAACAGAGAAAGGGGGCUGGUUUAAGUUCUCAUUUUCUUCUCCAACCAAAACAUCAAAAACAGAUGGGAAAGAAAUAAUCCAGCCUCCUGAAGAUGCUGAGAAGCUUGAUGAUGUUGAGAAAGAAGCAAGUAAGGCACACGAGGAACCUGAGAAGAUUUCACUCGGUGAGGCUAUGGAGGAAAACAUCAGCCCCACACUGUCACUGAAGUCAUCUGAAGCUUUUGCAGAUAUAAGUUCUACAGUAACCACUGAGCAGAUUACCCUGUCACAGACCUCACCUACAAAGGUUAAAGUGAAAUAUACUGAACCCACUACCACUGUUGGGGUCAGUGAUGUACAAAAUGAUGUUGUGACUUCCACAGCCAGAUGUAAACUGAUAUCAAUGGAGCCUCACCAGCCAGAGAAAGUCAACAUCCCUUUCUUAUCAGAUAUGUGCUCAGCCUCAACCUCAGUGGACACCACGAAACAGAUGUCUGGGGAAAUUCAUGUCAUCACAUCGAACAUACAAGCUAUACCAGAAACACAGCAAGCCUCAAUCCUUACUAACUUAGAUGUGUGUGGAAUUCACACCUCACCUUUACAAGUAACACUAGGCUCAGAUUCAGUGUUGACAGUGGAGGAAACCAGAGUACAAAGUGGGACGCACACAUUGGUGGAAAAGCAUGUUGUGAAAGAAACUUUACAUGAUGACAAAGAGACAAUACUUGUGACACAGAGAACACGUGUAUUUGAAGGAGACUCUGCAGAACCCAUUUCUGAUGAGACGGCUUCCUCGAUUCAUAGGCUGAGAGACAUGGUACACACUGAAAAAAUUAGUUUUUUUGACAGUGCAGCAACAAUUGAAGAGGUCACUAUAGUGAGCUCUGAAACAUCUCUAAAACAUACGGAUUCCUCUACUGAUGAGAAUGGGGGGAAAUGAACAUGAGAUAUGGCUGAGUUGAUUUUUUGCUUUUGAAUGUAUGUUUCAGUGUUCUAUAUAGUCAUAUAAGCCAGCUGAAUUGUAACACUAUUAUGCAAGAGCGCUGAUACUUAUGAACAUAUCACAGAGUAUUGUUUAGCUAAUAGAAAUUUUAUGCUUAAUAGACUUUUAAAAAACUAUAUCCACUGGACAAAUUAUGUAUGUACAUGGAAUAAUAGAAAAAAAAAAUUAUAAUUUAUGUGCGGUUUGUCAGUGUGCUUUAUUGUAAAUCUGUCAUCAUGGGAAUACUGUUUAUAGUGCAGACUUUGCAAUCAAGCAAUCAUCAUUUAAUCAAAUAUAUUCACAUAAAAUUGUUGAUGUGGCAGUAUCACAUAUUGUGGCAUUUGUUUCUUUAAGGUUUCUUUGGGAAAACUGUGUAAUUGCAAUUAUAAUUCUUUGUUUCUGCAGCCUUGAGAAAGAAUGAAAACAUUGUGUAAAUAUGUUUUAUUCACCCCAAAGCAUUUGCACCUACAGUAUGGUAUGAUGGAAUCAAUGGACUUGCAAAAUACCCAAUGCAUAUUUUCAAAUACAAAUCAUUUUCUUAAUAGGCAAUGACUUUACUUUGACUAUAUGUGAAAAGAAAUCAAUUUAAUGUUGUAAGAGAAACACUUUAAUUGGUUGCUGCAAAAUAAAAAGUGAAAUUAU